Amblyraja radiata (thorny skate) is the source of this 4930-nucleotide messenger RNA. RefSeq names its product ER degradation enhancer, mannosidase alpha-like 1 (gene edem1). Gene Ontology annotation, biological process: endoplasmic reticulum mannose trimming; carbohydrate metabolic process; mannose trimming involved in glycoprotein ERAD pathway. Gene Ontology annotation, cellular component: membrane. Gene Ontology annotation, molecular function: mannosyl-oligosaccharide 1,2-alpha-mannosidase activity; calcium ion binding. The transcript has 12 exons. The coding region runs from base 135 to 2087 and encodes 650 amino acids. Lineage: Eukaryota; Metazoa; Chordata; Chondrichthyes; Rajiformes; Rajidae. The record is from RefSeq and is a predicted model, not a curated record.
GGACAGGGCGGGACUGGUCGGCGACGCGGGACGAGCUGGAGCUGGAGCUGGGACUCGGCGUCCGUCCGCCCGCCUCCCCGUCGGCUCGGGUCUAGCCCUCCCAGCGAUGCCGUUGUCUACCCGCUGAUCCGAUAAUGCAAUGGCGCUCGAUAGUGCUGGGCCUCCUGCUCUUGAGGCUGGGCCUCCACCUCACGCUAUGGCUCCUCUUCGGCUUUGGACCCAGCAUGGGCUUCUACCGGAGCUUCGUGCCCUUUCGUUUCGGCUUCAGUGUGGUCCGGCAGGCCGAGGCUCAGACCCAGCCCCAGGCCCAGGCCGCCAAGCAGCCGUCAUGGUUCGACCAGACUUGGGUGCGGGGCCAGGUCGCGGAAGGCCACUCCCUGACCAUUGGGGACCCGGUGGUGUGUAAGAGGCGCCCGCCCCCCGCUACCAGGCCCGCUGGCACCGGCUACAAUUUCUUGGACAGUUUCGGGGAGUACAGCCGCAAGUACAGCGCCUUCCCCGAACCGCAGCGCCGCCGCAUGAAGGAGGCCGCCCUUCGCAUGUUCUACUUCGGCUACGAGAACUACAUGGAGCACGCUUUCCCUGAGGACGAACUCAAUCCCAUCGACUGUCGGGGCCGGGGACCUGACCGGGAUAACCCUUCAAACAUAAACAUUAAUGAUGUCCUUGGGAACUAUUCUUUAACACUGAUCGAUGCACUUGAUACAUUAGCGGUUUUGGGCAAUGCUUCAGAGUUCAAAAGAGCAGUGAAGCUUGUAAUUACCACAGUCUCCUUUAAUAAAGAUUCAACCGUGCAAGUCUUUGAAGCAACGAUCAGGAUUUUAGGAAGCCUGCUUUCUGCUCACAUGAUCAUAAUGGAUCCUGCUCAGCCAUUUGGAAACAUGGCUCCAGAGGGUUACGAUGAUGAGUUGCUUCACCUAGCUCGUGAUUUGGCUGUGAGAUUGUUGCCAGCGUUUGAAAACACCAAAACUGGCAUUCCUCAUCCAAGGGUGAAUCUAAAGAAGGGAGUGCCUUCUACUUGUCUUAAUGAAACAUGCACUGCUGGAGCUGGUUCUCUGCUUGUGGAGUUUGGAAUCCUCAGUCGCCUCAUUGGGGAUUCUACAUUUGAGUGGGUAGCUCGCCAAGCAGUGAGAGCUCUCUGGAAGCUGAGAAGUGAUGAGACGGGACUCCUAGGGAAUGUGGUAAAUAUUCAGACUGGACAAUGGGUUGGGAAACAGAGUGGCUUGGGAGCAGGAAUGGACUCUUUCUAUGAGUAUCUUCUGAAAUCCUACAUAUUGUUUGGAGAAAGCGAAGACCUGGAGAUGUUUAAUGCUGCAUAUGAGAGCAUUCAAAAUCAUCUGAGAAGAGGGCGUGAAGCGUGUAAUGAGGGAGAGGGAGAUCCUCCGCUUUAUGUUAAUGUGAAUAUGCUGAACGGCCAACUAAUGAAUACAUGGAUUGAUUCACUACAGGCCUUUUUCCCCGGUCUUCAGGUUUUGACAGGUGAUGUAGAAGAUGCUAUUUGCCUUCAUGCAUUCUAUUAUGCCAUAUGGAAACGGUACGGGGCUCUUCCAGAACGAUAUAACUGGCAGCUUCAAGCACCUGAUAUAAUGUUUUACCCACUGAGGCCUGAAUUAGUUGAGUCGACUUAUCUACUGUAUCAGGCAACAAAAAACCCUUUCUACUUGCAUGUGGGAAUGGAUAUCCUUCAGAGUCUGGAGAAGUACACCAAAGUCAGAUGUGGUUAUGCUACACUUCAUCAUGUAAUAGACAAGUCAAAGGAAGAUCGAAUGGAGAGCUUCUUUCUCAGUGAGACCUGUAAAUAUUUGUAUUUGCUAUUUGAUGAAGAUAACCCAUUGCACAGAUCAGGGAGCAAAUAUCUUUUUACAACAGAAGGCCAUAUUUUGCCAAUAGAUAAGAUUUUCAGAGAAAAGUCAUGGGAAGAUACCACCUCAAAAGAAGAGGGUUUUGUAGAUAACUCUGGUGAGCUGGACCACAGACCUGCUAAUUCCAGCAUUAAUUGUAGCAGGGUCCCCAGUGAGCGGAGAUAUGCACUGCCUUUGAAAGGAGUUUACAUGCAGCAGAUUGACCAGAUGGUGGGACUUCUUUAAUCCAACCUCAUCUCUUAUGCACAAAUGUACAGGGACUUACUUCAGCUAUGCAAUUUUUAUUUUUUUGUAUAUAAAUGUGUUAGCAUUUAUUUAUUGAUUUUUACAACAUCUCUGAAAAUAUUUCUAGGACUUGUAAUAUCAAAGCAGAGAUGAAAAUACAUCUGCACCUUGCUUCUAUGCAAGGGGGAAAAAGGCUUUGUUAAAAUAGAUUGUUUUUGAUGCAAGGUGUCUUCUAUGAAGACAUAAAAUUAAUAUUUUGUCUACAGUGCUUAUCUAGAAAAAGAUAAAAUGUAAAAGACUUGUGCUAGACAUUUGUUUAAAUCCACUUCUGUUAGUGUGCCCUAUCUUAAAUAUGCAGCAGUGUGAAAUAGGAAAGAUUCAAUGAAAAUUGAUAUCCAUUUUUUUUUACUGAUGCGUUUGCUUUGCAUUGUUGUAAGAAUCAAGCAAUGCUCUAAAGAACUGGACUGGAAAUAUCAUUAAUACAGCCUUGAGUCUAAUGGUCUAAUGUUGGGUGCCUUGUGUCUAUAGCAAAAGAAAAUUUAAUCAACUUUGGUUUUGGUUAAUGUGCCUUCAAACUAUCAGUGUAUUUAACAAAAAUAUCUGGUGUCAUGUCUGUCUGGGCAUCAAACUACAUUGUUUUAUGUUAGCGCUUUAAUGUGUGUUCCAUGUACAUUAAUUAGAUUGUUUGGUUCCAGGCUAAUUGAAGACUGUUUAUAACAUAGUUUGCCAUAAUCACACUCAUUAACUUCAUUAUGAUUUAUUUUUAUGGAUGAUUUUAUGUGAUCUGUGUUCAGAAAGUAAAGCUCGUUUGCAUCUUGUUGAUACAUAUGUAAAAACAGCUGAGGUGUCACUGAGUGCUAUAACGUGGCACAAAGCAUCCAUAACUUUGAUUGUUUGAAGGGAAUUUUGGAAUUCUGUUCAUUACUUCACUCACGUUGAUGCAAAUAUGUUUGAGUGCGAUGAAAUUUGCAUCAAAUCAACAUGCUUACAAUUCCUUCAGAAGGCCAUCUUAAAAUAGUUGGAUUUCAUUUUGCUAGCAUUUGCUUCCCAUAACUUCUAUCAAAUUAUAAAUGCUAACUGUGAACUCCACUACUCACUCUGCUCUUCUGCAACAAUAAUCAACCUGUCAAGCGUCAUGAUGAAAAUUAACUUUCCACAAAUAGGCAAUUACUUCAUUACAAUCCCCAUUUUGUGUCUUGGUUUGACCUUGGAUGGGGAUGGUUUAAGUGGAAUUGAUCAGGCUAUUGCAGUGGAAUAUUUAUUAACCUCUUCACAAAGCAGAAUUUUUACAUUUCCCGCACUCUUAAUUGGUAAUUUCCCAAUAUAUAUUGUAUUUGAACAACUGUCUUUAAAAUUGCACACUCAUAUUAAACUAAACCACAUUUCUUCUUGUGAGGUUGUGUGAGCAUGCGUUUGUGCACACUUUUUUUGCUCUGUUCUGUCAUUAUAAAGUCCAUGUGCGAAAUUAUGAAUACUUAAGGACCCCUAGCCUGUGUUCAACCACACUACUAUUUAGUUUUUCUAAGUUGUAGGAUGAAGAGAGUGGAGGAAGUUAACUUAUCCCAAGUGUGACUAGAUGAGUCCAUAAGCUAAAGUUUAAUAUUUUAAGAACAAACAUUUGUGUAGUUUGUGGUGGUGAUGGUGUGCCUUAGUGUGGAAGUUAACUCGGGGUAUCCAGAUUAGCCAAAGGAAAUUAGGGUGAACAUUGAUAAUGCCACGUGGCAACACCUUGUUACUUCCAGUCUGUGAUUACCUCUAACUGAGCUUCAGCAGCUAUCUCUUGCCAUCAUCGCUUACAUUAGUAAUGCUCCAUUGCUCAGUCAUCGUAUUUCCAAAUGUAGGAGGCCUGUAUUCUUGUAUUCAACAGCAUUCUCAGUUUGCCGUUGUUGCUCUGACCCCACCCCUCUGCUCUCCCCUCCCAUUCACUUUUUAAACUUGGCUUUCCUCUCACCAUCCUGUCUUUCAUUAACAGCCCUGCCCAUCUCUCUCACCCCCUGGCCCACGCUCCACCAAACUGACUCCCCCUAUUCCCCACAUUCUUUCCUUGUUCAUUUCUCACCUUCUGUGCAUUCCCUCUCUCUGUUCCCUACUCCAUCGUGGCCCAUAUCCGUUCUUCUCCCCAAAGAUAAAUAAUUUGGUUUCUGUUCAGUCUUUCCCAGAGAUUGGGAAAUCAUGGCCCAGCCCUGUUCCCUCCCUCCAGGAGUGAGCUGCAGUCUUCACUAAAGAACGUCAUUUAUUCUUUGCAGAUCAAUUAAUAUUACUUUAAUAUAUUUUUACUUAAUAUAUUUGAAUAAGUUUACCUGUUUUUUUCCCAACCCACAAUUUACCUGCUGUUUUAAUGUUAUCAGUGGCUUUAUGUUAACCAUUGUGCAAUCAGCAGAAACCUCCAGAUCCCCAUACUUAUGUGAGAGUAAAAAAAUGUCAGAUUAGGGCAUGAUCAUAUAAGACUCUCCUUUCUGUAAUGUGUGCAAUGAUGAUGCCAAAUUUUUAGGUAUGAUGGCCAAAAUUAUGAUUUAUAUUCCUAUUGGUCCUUUUACAUAAUUGACCAAUUGCAGCGGUAGAGGUGACAAAGUGCAAAAGAUCUGCCUCAUUUUUAACUUGUAAGUAAAGGUUUCUUGUCAAACAUUGUUUUCUUACAGAUAAUAGUAUUUACUCGAAAGCAGGAUGUUUAAUAUAAAGAACAAUGCUAAACUAUCAAUGUUUACCAAAAUCAAUGUGCAAUACACUGUUGUAUAGAAGGAAAAGUUUAAAAUAAAAUAAAUUUUAUUUUCCCAGAAAUGAGCAAUGGUAUUAAAAUUGUCAAAGGACCAAACAAAUGUCAAUAAAAAUACAAUGCCAUUGUU